AUGUCAGAUCAAAUUGUAAAUCGUGGACUGUUAAUUAACAAAGGAGGAAUACAACCUGCAAAUUUACCAAUAUGCGAUUUUGAAAUACAGCCUGAAACUAUAGAAGAUGCUCGAGUAAAACUUAUGUUUACAACAAAACAUAUUGAUUCAUUUUUAUUGAAAAACCAUAUUGAUCCUUCUAUAAUAAAUUAUGAAGAUGAUUACUGGAUUUCUGAUAUUGGUUUUGCCGGUGAUGAAAGUUCUUUAACAGAAAAAUUAUCUGUUUAUAUGGGAAUUUUAUUCUUACGAAAAAGGUUGAUUUUUGAUAAUAAAAAAAUCAAACCGUCCGAUGAGCUAAAUAAUGAAAUGAAACUGGCUCUGAAGCAAAACAAUCCCUACCAUGAAGUAGUAGAAGUAUUUAAAGACUAUGGAUAUUUCUUGCCUAAAAAGGUCAUUCUUGGUCAUAAAUUGUACAGUAUGACUAAUUUGAUCGCAAGAGAAGAUUCACCAGAGCAGCACUUCCUUGAAUCAGAAUUGAAAGCUUUUAGUGAUUUUGCAAAACUUGAACGUAACUACAUUUUGAAUCAAUGUUUUGAUACGUCCUUUCUAACAUCAAUUAAUGGUGAGAAUGUUAUGAGAGAUGAACUAAAAGAUUGGGUGUUAUCUUGUUUAAAAAAUGAUAUUAGUUCUUUACAAAUCAUAAGUUGGGAACAAUUAUAUCCAUUAUAUGAAAUAUUCGAUGAACCACUUAAAAAAGAGAUAAAAUUUAUACUUGGAUCUGAUGAACUAACGAAAGAAUUUGGGGUCAAAGAAAGAGUACUUAUUGCAGGAGAAUUUCCAAUCAAGGCCUCUACAGACUAUUAUUGUGUAAACUAUCCUUCUCAUCUGAAUUCCGCAAUUAUAAAAUCUUUGGAAAACUCCACAAACACACGAAACAUUCAUAUACUUGCGUUGAACAGCUGUUCAUCCGUACAUGAUAAAAUUUCAUUGAAGGUUCCUAAAAAUCUGCCGACAAGCUCAAUUAUGUGUACAAAUCUUACAUAUCUUUUAUCAGAUAAAAAGAAAAUCACUGCCAAUAUCCAAAAUUAUUAUAAUAAUAGAGUCAAUAUAUUAAUAAAUGAGGAUUUUGAACAAGAUGUGAAGCAAUCUGGGUAUGACGUUGAAAUCGAGAACGAUGAAUUUAUUCACAUUGAUGAUUAUGAGAGUAAAAUAUCCAGAGAAAACCAAGAAGUUCGAUAUUUGCUCCAAUGGUGUAUUAUUUUUCUUCCAGAAAAUCUUCAAACCAAUAUCAAAUCUGACACAAAUGAUACAAUUAUUUGCUUAAAUACAAUUGGCCAACCUAUUUAUACCACAUUCAAAGAAGAGAAUGAAGCCCAACGACCUGUAAUUCUCAAUAAUAAGAUUUUAUCCACUAAAAGAGUUAGCGGGGUAACUAAUAUUGAAUGGAUCAGGAGGAUGAUAAAAGAUGGUCAUAUUUAUUGUAUUGACCAUGAAGAGUUUGGAAAGUCGACAUAUGUUGGGUUUGGAUGUUCGGGCGUAAUUACAAAAACUCAAUGGAAGAAGAGAAAUAUAACUAUUAUCUUAAAACAAAUUGUACCCAAUGAUAUGUUGUCUGAAUCGGUCAGUGAGGAACUCACUAAGGAGAUUAAAGCUUUUCUUUCCGUCCAAUAUUCCUCGACAAAGUACGCAGAUCUUGGUAAUUUGCAAGAUUACCUGGUACAGAACAAUACUUUGGAGUGGAAACAAAAGAUUAAUAUUUCAAGACAGGUCACUCGUGGCUUAUAUUUUCUACACAAAAAUGAAAUUUUACAUCGUGAUUUACACAUUAGAAACAUAGUUGUUAAAGGUGAUGAGGACUAUGAAUAUGGCAUUAGAAUUCUUAUUGCUGAUUUUGGACUUUCUAAAGUUGUUUCUCGUCAAACAUUUAAUGCAACUUAUGGAAUGGAGUACAAUUACUCGUCCGAUAUAUAUAGCCUUGGUACAAUAAUGUGGGUGAUUUCAAAUAAUGAAUUGUUUACUACGAAAUAUAUAACGAAUAGUUUACGGGAAAGGCCAGUACCUGGAUCCACUCAAUCUUACGUUGAACUUUAUACGAAAUGCCUGGAUGAUAACCCUGAAAAUAGGCCCAACAUUGAAAACGUUUAUAAAUCGAUUCAUGAAGAGGACAUUAUAUCAGGAAAACUUUGGGAAGAGACAGAAUAA
Messenger RNA from Dentiscutata erythropus, 2181 nucleotides. NCBI's taxonomy places the organism in Eukaryota, Fungi, Glomeromycota, Glomeromycetes, Diversisporales, Gigasporaceae. The record is from the annotation of a GenBank genome assembly.